This is a messenger RNA of Asparagus officinalis (garden asparagus), 2586 nucleotides long. RefSeq lists its product as uncharacterized. The transcript is spliced from 4 exons. The record is from RefSeq and is a predicted model, not a curated record. Lineage: Eukaryota; Viridiplantae; Streptophyta; Magnoliopsida; Asparagales; Asparagaceae. Gene Ontology annotation, molecular function: protein dimerization activity. The coding region runs from base 151 to 2163 and encodes 670 amino acids.
AAUUGUGAACGGGGCUUACAGGGGAUCGAAUGCGAGGCUUUUGUCGGUCAAUACAGAGAGGUUUUGUGCGAAGGUGCAGAUUGAGAAGGGGAUUUAUGAUGGAAGGGUGUUGCAGGCUGUGGAUUAUGAGGAUAUUUGCAAGGUCUUGCAAUGAGAAUCGAGAUUGUUAGGAGAAUGUCUUUUGAGGGCCAAGCAUCUAAUAAACCACCAAAGCCAGCCGAUAAAGAUUCUUGUUGGGCAUAUGCUGAGCGGGUUGGUAAUGAUGCUUUAAAGGUUCGGUGCAAGUUUUGUGGGCAGUCUAUGUGUGGAGGCAUAAGCCGGUUCAAACAACACUUGGCUGGAAUCAAAGGGAACUGUUUGCCGUGUGAGAAGGUCCCUGAAGAUGUGAAGAAAAAAGUAAAUGAAAUCAUUGAUAGUGCUAAGAAGAAUAAGGGUGCAAAGGAGUUGAAAAUGCAGAAUUUACUCGAUGAUGUUCAUAUAGGGGAGGAAGAGGGAUAUGAAGGGAGUGUGACCGCAUCUACUCAGAGUCAGAGAAGCUCAUCAUCCUCCUCCUUCAAGACGAAAGGGCCAAUGGACGCUUUUGCGAGCCGCUCUCAUGAGGAGUCGGCUGAACUAGUAUUAAAAAUGAAACAACCAGUGAUGGACAACAAGUAUAGGAAGAAGGCAAGAGAUGAUGUGAACAGGUACAUUGGGAGAUGGUUCUAUGAAGCCGGCAUCCCUUUUAAUACCGCAAGUAUUCCUUCUUUCAUACAAAUGGUGCAGGCUAUUGGAAAGUUUGGGGUCUUCUUGGAUGCUCCGACACCAUAUGAAUUGAGGGAGACUAUUCUGCAGAGAGAGGUGGAUGAGACAAGGGAGAUCAUUGAAAAAUUUAAGAAGAGUUGCGCACUUAACGGGUGCUCCAUACUGACCGAUGCUUGGAGUGAUCGAAAGAUGAGAAGUAUUAUGAAUAUAGUUGUGCAUUCAGAUGGAGGAACAGCAUUUUUGGGUUCAUGUGAUGCAUCGGGCGACAAGCAUGAUGCAAAUUAUAUAUGCAACUAUGUGGAGAAAGCAAUUGAAGAGUUGGGGGCACAGAAUGUUGUGCAAAUUGUCACAGAUGGAGCUUCAAAUAACAUGGCAGCCGCAAAAAGCUUAGCAAUUAAGAAGCCAAAUAUAUUUUGGACAACUUGUGCGGCACACACUAUUAAUUUGAUGUUAGCCGAUAUAGCCAAAAUAAGACCUAUUCGGAGUGCAAUUGCAAUGGGAAGAACUGUGUCGGUGUACAUUUAUAGCCACACGAGAUCUCUUCAUGUGAUGAGAGAAUUUGCACGUGGGGACCUUGUUAGACCCGGGGUGACACGAUUUGCCACAGCUUUCCUUGCUUUGGAAUCAUUGAGAGAUAAAAAGAAAGUGUUGAAGCAAAUGUUUGUCUCUAAUGAAUGGAUGGAAUGCGAGCUUUCAACAAAAGAAGCGGGGAAAAAGGUUACUGAGAUUAUUCAUAGCAACAAGUUUUGGGACAACGUUGAUCUUGCCCUUAGAGUUUUUUCUCCUUUGGUGAAGGUUCUAAGGAGAGUAGAUGGUGAUAAAAUCCCCUCAAUGGGGUUUGUGUAUGGAGACAUGAUGAAGGCUAAGGAGGAGAUCAAAGAGGCCUUUCAGGAUGAAGAGAAGAAAUAUCUUCUUAUAGAGAAGAUUAUUGAUAAGAGAUUUGAUGCCAAGCUUAAAGAACCACUCCAUAAAGCAGGAUAUUAUUUAAAUCCUUAUUUCUACUAUCCAAAUCUUAUGGAGAUUGAAAGAGAUGGAAGUUUCUUGAGUUGCCUUGUUGAUUGUAUGAACAAAUUCUAUCCAGAUGAUGGUGACAUGCUUGGCAACAUUGGAGACCAACUCUCUGAUUAUCAGCAUCAAAGAGGAUCAUUCGGGAGAGAACUUGCAAAGAGAGAAGCAAAAAAGCCUAAUAAUAAUCCGGUUAUAUGGUGGAAACUUUUUGGCACUGACGCUUCGGAGUUGAGGAUGAUGGCAAUGAGAAUUUUGAGCUUAACAACUAGCUCUUCAGCAUGUGAGAGGAAUUGGAGCACCUUCGAGAUGAUAAUGGCUCUUUUUAACUUUAAAUCAUAUUGGAUGACAUUUGAGACUAAUUUGUCCUUUGUGAUUCUAAUUUGUAGAUUCAUACAAAAAAGAGAAAUAGACUAACGCAUCGGAAAUUGCAUGAUUUGGUCUACGUCAAGUUCAAUGCAAGAUUGAAGAAUAAGCAUUCCAACAAGGAUAGAGAUCCUUUAAUAGCCUUUGAUGAUGAAGAAAGGUCCUCCGAGUACAUUAGCUAAAUGUACUCGGAUAUCUGUACAAGAUGCCCGUCUAUGCCCUCUUGGUGACAUGAACACAUUUAGCUAAUGUACUAGAAUAACGUCCAAAAAACACCAAAUUUAUACUUUUAACUUCAUCUGCUUAUUUGAGAUAUUUGGAGGGAACAUCGAGGGAUGAUUGGCGGGAGUAUGUAAUUACUUUGUUAUACAAGUUCUCUAGCCCAACAUCUUAUUUCUUAGUUGUUUAGUGCUUAGUUUAUGCAACUAAAUUUCUUCUUUCUUACAACUUGAGAGGAGAGCUUAUUUUAUUCUG